This is a messenger RNA of Oryza brachyantha (malo sina), 2215 nucleotides long. Its product is annotated as calcium-dependent lipid-binding protein-like. Gene Ontology annotation, molecular function: lipid binding. Lineage: Eukaryota; Viridiplantae; Streptophyta; Magnoliopsida; Poales; Poaceae. The coding region runs from base 244 to 1785 and encodes 513 amino acids. The record is from RefSeq and is a predicted model, not a curated record. The transcript has 11 exons. Gene Ontology annotation, cellular component: endoplasmic reticulum.
AACUAAUUACACCUCUUCCCCGUCUGCAUCUUUCUCUCUCCCUCUCCCUUUCCCUCUCUCUCGUCGUAGUUACUAUUGGCACGCGAAAAAUUCGGUCCCAAAUGGAGCGUUAGCGGCAGAGCAAUUCGGAGAGAGAUCUUGGCAUCAAUUUACUCCAAAAUUGUCAUUUGUUCAUCUCCUUUUUUUUUCCAAUUCGUUUCUCUUCUUUUCCUUUCUUUUUUUCAUUGAGAGGGGAGGGGAGAAAUGGGGUUCAUAUCGGGAGUCCUGAUGGGAAUGAUCGUCGGCGUCGCCCUCAUCGCCGGCUGGUCGCGCGCGAUGGCUCGCCGCGUCGCCAAGCGCAGCGCCUUGGCUGCAGAUGUCAAUGCACUUGCAUCUCUCGACCGCGAAGAUGUGAAGAAGAUAUGCGGAGAAAAUCUCCCAGAAUGGGUAUCAUUCCCAGAGUAUGAACAGGUUAAGUGGCUCAACAAACAAUUGAGCAAGCUUUGGCCCUUCGUUGAAGAGGCAGCAACUAUGGUCAUCAGGGAUUCUGUGGAGCCUAUCCUCGAUGAUUACAGGCCGCCAGGAAUAUCCUCGCUGAAGUUCAGCAAACUCUCCCUGGGGACUGUUCCUCCGAAAAUUGAAGGCAUUCGGAUUCAGAGCUUAAAGAGAGGGCAAAUUACGAUGGACAUGGACUUCCGUUGGGGCGGGGAUCCGAAUAUUAUCCUUGCAGUUGACACUCUAGUUGCUUCACUUCCCAUCCAGUUUAAGAACCUUCAGGUUUACACCAUCAUCCGCGUCGUCUUCCAAUUGUGCGAAGAGAUACCUUGCAUCUCUGCUGUUGUUGUUGCUCUUCUUGCAGAGCCAAAACCAAGGAUCGACUACAUAUUGAAGGCUGUCGGAGGAAGCCUGACAGCAAUGCCUGGUCUCUCAGACAUGAUCGACGACAUCGUGGCAUCUUUGAUCACCGACAUGCUCCAAUGGCCACACAGGAUCGUCGUCCCACUGGGCGGAGUCGACACCGACAUAAGUGACCUUGAGCUGAAGCCGCACGGGAAGCUGACGGUGACCGUGGUGCGCGCGGAGUCGCUCAAGAACAAGGAGCUGAUCGGCAAGUCCGACCCGUACGUGGUGCUGUUCAUCCGCCCAAUGUUCAAGGAGAAGACCAGCGUCAUCGACGACAACCUCAGCCCCGAGUGGAACGAGACGUUCUCGCUGAUCGCCGAGGACAAGGAGACGCAGCAUCUCAUUCUUCAGGUGUUCGACGAGGACAAGCUGAAGCAGGACAAGAGGCUGGGCAUAGCGAAGCUGCCUCUGAACGACCUGGAGAUGGAGGCCGUGCAGGAGAUCAACCUGCAGCUGCUGCCGUCGCUGGACACGACGAAGGUCAAGGACAGGAAGGACAGGGGCGUGCUCACCAUCAAGGUGCUGUACCACCCGUUCACCAAGGCGGAGGCGCUCGAGGCGCUGGAGCUGGAGAAGAAGGCCACGGAGGAGCGGCGGAGGACCAAGGAGGAGACGGCGGCCGUCAGCGGCGCCGCGGACGCGGCGAGCGGCGCGGCGUCCACGGUGACCCCCGCGGCCGGCGCGGGCGUCGCGGCGGGCGCCACCGUGGCCGCCGGCCCGGGCGUCACCGCCGCCGGCUCUGGCGUGGGGCUGGUCGGCACGGGCAUCGGCGCCGUCGGCAGCGGCAUCGGAGCGUUCGGCACCGGCCUCAGCAAGGCCGGCAAGUUCGUCGGUCGGACCGUCACCGGCCCGUUCAGCAGCGCCAGGCGCAGCGCCAGCAGCGUGCCCACCAUCGACGAAUAAAUUCACCGAAAUUAGCAGAUCUUAGUGCUUACAGUAGAUAAAAACUAGUUGAAUCAAUAACUAUAUUUGGCUUUGCAUGGAUGCUUGACAACGUACGUCGCCGUUCGGACGAGUUUAUAUUGUACUCCCUCUGUUUGAACUACAAUUGUAGCUAUAUUUUAGAACUACCGAGGUAGUGAUGUGUGUGUGUUUAUUUUUGUUUCCUUUUCGUUCAUAUUUUGUAUUGCUUAUGAAAAAUAGAGCAGACUUGAUGAGGUUUUAGACCUGUCUGAAUAAUAUUUUGCAUGGAAUAGUUCUAUGCAACUGUUAGUGAGCACCGAUCAUGUUAGGGGAAGAUCGUGUUUCAUUGAUUUGAGUGUUGAAGUUUUAGACCUGUCUGAAUAUUAUUUUGCAUGGAAUAGUUCUAUGCACCUGUUAGUGAGCACCGAUC